AUGCUCUUUGACAUUGUCAAAGGUUUCAUAGUGAGUGGGAAUAUUUUUGAUUUUAGAUGUCAAAAGGGAAAUCAGGGCAUGUCACAUGGGAUAGUUUUGGAUGAAUUUCCAGGAAAGCCAUUGUGGAGUGAAGUCCCGAAAUUUAGUGUCAUUGGGUAUACCUCUCGUGAAAGCGCAACAAAAGCACUUGAGAAAAUGAGUGGCAAAGAAGUGGAUGGACAAACUGUGCAGGUUGCUCCCGUCGAAGAAAAGCAGGCAGUAGCGGGGAGCAAGAAUUCUGAAGCCACAAAAGAAACGGAACGAAGCCCGUCUGAAGAGAGAAGCCGAUCGCGUACCAACUCGGGCUCGUCAGCCGCAUCAGGUGACGAAGAAAAGAAAAAUGGCAGUGCUGACAGUAACGAACGUUCAGGGAUAGCCGCGGUUGUGGCUGAUAGCCAUAAGAAAACAAAGAAUGGCGAAGAACAUACUGGAAGCGCAGUUAUUGCCAAUAACACAAGAAAUAAUCGCAAACGUGCAUCUGAUGCAAAUGACGACGGAGAAAAGAAUGGUGACGAAUCGGAGACGAGCAACGACGCUGUUACGCCGGAACUGAAAAAAAAGAAGAGUGAUGCAGAAGAGACUGAAACGACAGAAGUCGAUUCUACCGCAGCAGUUGGUGCUGAAUGA
Cercopithifilaria johnstoni is the source of this 666-nucleotide messenger RNA. The record is from the annotation of a GenBank genome assembly. NCBI's taxonomy places the organism in Eukaryota, Metazoa, Nematoda, Chromadorea, Rhabditida, Onchocercidae.